GACAGACACGUGUUUUAUCUUCAUUUCGUAAUCGAAUAUUAUCUCGGGAUAAAAAUAGUUGAUAUUUAGUAAUUCGGACAUUUUAUUUCAGAUGAAGCGAUGGUUACUUUGCGUUGCAGUGACCGCGUUAUUUCGUCACAAAUAACCGGACGGAUGAAGGGAUCAAUAAAUUAAAAGUUGGAAAAGAAAACUUCGAACAAGUGUUUGCGCGCGAGUACAGGUGAAUGUUUUCGAAGGGCGAAACUUUAUUUUGGUGAUAAAACAGCGCUUCUUCGUCGCUUUCGGGAUGGAAUAGCGGGAUUUAAAUUUUGCUCGUUUUCCAACAUUCCAAGCAUUUUCCAAGUUUUAUUAGAUGACGAUUGAACGAAACACGAUGGGCAGUGUGGACGAACUCAAAGAGAUGGUGGUCAAGCAAGAGGAGGCUAUCAAUAAAAUGAACGCUCUUCUAAUUGAAAAAGAAGAGGAGAUUAGACAGUUGAAAAGUUUGCUGGAUAAAUAUCAGUCCGUUUUUCCUGUGAUGUCACCAAAUAGGUACAGCAGAAGUGCACGAAGGAAAGAGAGAGCCCAAGGUAUUUCAGCCGAACCUCAGUCGCUAAGAACUAUUCAAGAGCUUAUACAGUCAAAGUUCCCGGAAUACCCUAAAUCAGACAGAUCCAAAGACUUGAUACAGAAGGCUAUUCUUGACAAUGACUUCAUGAAAAAUUUAGAGGGAAUUCAAAUAAAAGAAAUAACAGAUUGCAUGUGCCCUGUGGAAUAUGCUAAAGACAGCCUAAUUAUUAAAGAAGGAGACUAUGGCUCAGUUGUGUAUGUCAUGGAAGAGGGUAAGGUUGAAGUUUCAAAAGAAGGAAAAUUUCUAUGCAACCUUGGACCUGGUAAAGUUUUUGGUGAAUUAGCAAUUUUGUACAACUGCACCAGGACUGCAACAGUGAAAGCUGUUAUGGAUUGCAAACUAUGGGCAAUAGAAAGACAAUGUUUCCAAACCAUAAUGAUGAGGACUGGUCUUGUUCGACAAGCAGAAUACACAGACUUCUUAAAGAGUGUCCCAACAUUUAGAAAUCUUAAUGAGGAAUUCUUAAUAAAAAUUGCGGAUGUUUUAGAAGAGACAACGUAUAAUGAAGGUGAUUACAUUAUUCGACAAGGUGCAAGAGGCGAUACAUUUUUCAUUAUCAGUAAAGGAAAGGUGAAAGUUACUAUGAAAGAUGCAGGCUCUGAAGAAGAAAAGUUUAUUCGGUAUUUACAAAGAGGAGACUUUUUUGGGGAGAAAGCCUUGCAAGGUGAAGAUGUUAGGACAGCCAAUAUUAUUUCAGAUGAUCCAGAUGGUGUUAUGUGCUUAGUGAUUGAUAGAGAGUCUUUCAACCAAUUAAUUAGCAACAUAAAUGAAAUUAAGGACAAGAAUUAUGAUGAAAUGGUUCCAGUGAAGAGAAGAGUGGAUGAAGAAUUUUUGAAAUUGAAACUUUCAGAUCUGCGUGUAGUAGUUACUUUAGGUGUCGGUGGCUUUGGCAGAGUUGAAUUGGUUCAAAUUGCUAAUGAUCCAGUUAAAGCUUUUGCUUUGAAAGUGAUGAAGAAAGCCCAAAUUGUAGAAACCAGACAACAGCAACAUAUUAUGUCUGAAAAAAAUAUCAUGGAAGAAGUUGACUGUGAUUUUAUUGUCAAAUUAUAUCGUACUUUUAAGGAUAGAAAAUAUUUGUACAUGCUAAUGGAGUGCUGCUUGGGUGGUGAAUUGUGGACAAUUCUAAGAGACAAAGGUAAUUUUGAUGAUAACACAACACGCUUUUACACGGCCUGUGUUGUUGAAGCGUUCGCUUAUUUGCAUGCAAGGAACAUUAUUUACAGAGAUUUGAAACCAGAAAACAUGAUUCUUGACACCCAAGGAUAUGUUAAGCUGGUGGAUUUUGGUUUUGCAAAAAAGCUCCAAAAUGGCCGAAAAACAUGGACUUUUUGUGGAACUCCAGAAUACGUUGCUCCUGAAAUAAUAUUAAACAGAGGUCAUGACAUUUCAGCUGAUUAUUGGUCUCUUGGAGUCCUAAUGUUUGAGCUUUUGACAGGAACGCCACCAUUCACAGGACCUGAUCCAAUGAAAACAUAUAAUAUUAUUUUAAAAGGUAUAGAUGCAAUUGAAUUUCCUAGGAUAAUUUCUAGAAAUGCAAUGGCUCUAAUAAAGAAACUAUGCAGAGAUAAUCCAGCCGAAAGGAUAGGGUAUCAAAAAGGAGGAAUACAAGACAUUCAAAAACACAAAUGGUUUGAUGGUUUCUACUAUGAUGGACUGAGAACACGAACAUUGGUUCCUCCUAUUAUUCCUCAAGUGCGAAGUCCAAUUGAUUAUUCUAACUUUGACCGAUAUCCCCCUGAUACAGACCCUCUUCCACCCGACGAUUUAUCUGGUUGGGAUACUGAAUUUUAAAUGAACAUUUUAUAGAACUUUAUAAAUAUUUAAUGAAGAGGAUGAAAUAAAUUCAGUCAACUGAAGUGCCAUAUUGGCGCGGAUCACAAGAUUUUUACUGUAUUGUCCUUUUCUUAUGAUGGAACUUAGUUUUGAUUUUAAAGACUUUUACGGCGCAAUAUGUUGUGAAAUGAAAAAGAAGAAAAAAAACACAUGUAUGUAUUUGUAUACUUGAAUUUCCUGAGAAGUAGAUUAUAUUAUUAGGCGUUGUAAGGAAGCUCUUAAGUGAUUGUUUUGUGCAAUAACAUUUUGAUCUAAAUGAAUUUUAAUGCAAAUUUAUUGUCAUUAUGUUGUAUAUUUUUGUUGUCAUGAGGCUAUUAUGGGGGGCCAUAGCCACCCAACCCCCCCACCCUCAGUCAUGUUGGGAUGACUUAAAAGAGUUUUAAUAUUACUCUUUAAAAAAAAAUCCACUUUCCCAUGGCUAUAAUCCUAAAUCGGCUCAUGUCUGUAGAAAGAAUACUGUUGUUGUAUCUGGCUCUGAAUGGGUUUUAAAUACAUCAUGUCUGUAUAAAGAGGGAAACAAGUCAUAAAGAAAAAAGACUUAAGCCAGCUGUACUGUAUGAAAAAGUUGAGAUUUCGUUGUUGACAUUCUGCACCAAAUUAGGCCCACACCACAAUAAAAUUUUUGAAAUGUCCCCUCCACAACAAAAUUAUUUACUGUGGUUUGGCCCAUAUAUAUUUAUACAUGUAUAUUUGUUCCAUAUAUGUUUCUUUUGGACUAAAAUUUAUAGGUUUUUGAUACAUACACAUGUAUAUAUGGGUCCAGCCAUGGUAACAUUCGUUUUAAAUCUUCGGAUCAAUAAAUUUUAAAUUUCCUAGUGUCAAAUCAUGAUACGUUUGAUGAAUACGAAAUAAAAUGUAGAUCGGUUUGACUUUUGAAUUUUUUCUAGCCAAGUAGGAUCAAAAAUAGCCAAAAUGGCUAAUAUUAGCCAAGUCUGGCAACCCUGCUUUGAGCACACUUAUGGAAAAUUUAGUUUCUUGCUCUUCCAUGUAAAAUAUUUUUUAGAUUGAGUUGCUAAUGAAACAUAUUUAUUAAAAGCUUCUGUGAUUCAGUAAGCUUUAAAUGCUUAUUAAAAGUUCUGGUCUCUUGUACGUAGUUUUUAUUCAGCUUCAAAGCAAUAUUCUUUCCCUACUUGCAGAACCAUCUUGAGAUAUUGAAGUUAAGAACUACAGUGAAGCACCGUUUAUACGUUUCUCUUUUAUACGUUUUUAUCAAUUAUACGUUUUUUAAAUUGGUUCCUGCAGAGUCUAAUACACAUUAACCUAUACCUAUUGUACGUUUUUUUCAUUUGUACGCUUUUUUUCACAGUCCCAUCAAAAAAGUAUAAACGGUGGUUCACUGUAUUUGCGUAUGAACAAGCAUUUGACAUGUAACAAGCUUAGUCAAACAUGCAAUUUUUCUAGAAAAUUUGACUCACCCUCUUACAGUUCCCAACUUCAAAAUAGAAUUUUCUCAAUUUCAAACUUUCCUAACACCAAAAUCUUUUAUUUUAUGGCAAUUAUUGCUCUUCAGAUAAGUUUUUAACUAGAUGUUGUAAAAUAAGUAUUCAAAUUACCAAAUGGAAGACUCAAUUAUGCAUCUUCUAACAAAAAAAAAUAUUGCCAAACUUACCACCACAUGUUUAAUUGUACUUAAAUUUUGAAUGGAAACCUUUGUUUUAAAAUGCCAUUGAAGUUAUUUAUAAUUUAUUGUCUAGCCUAUUAUCUAAUUUUCUCACUGCAUUCAAUGCUUCAAGAUAUUUUUGUGUUGUAUAUUAAAUGCUAGAGCAUGCUUUUUACAAAUAUUCAAAAAAUCAUGCUUUUGAACACUUGUAUUCUUGUAAAAUAUGUUCUGAUAAAUCUUGUGCAAUGCUUCUAAAAAUUAAUGAACAUAAUAUUUCAAGGCAGCAUGUUAUGCUUUAGACUUAUAAAGUCAGUACAAUUGUUAGCACUCUUCAAAGCGUUGUUUUUAAUGAGUUAUUUGUUAAAAAUCUUUACACUGCCAUGUGCAUAUUAAAAAUUGUUUUGUUAGUUGAUAAUCUUGUAUGCUUUUGUAUCAAGUAGUAUUGUUUCAUUUUUCGUGAAGACUUAUUUUGCGCAAUCAGCAUUUAACUAAGGAAGUUGUGUAAAAUUUUGUUUUUCAUGUUAACCCAAGUUAAGAAACUUAGUGCUUUACAUUGAAUUUACCUCUUUUGUUCUAAAGCAUCCCAAUGUUGACAUUGGCAUAUUUAACAACAGCAAAAAGUAAUGUAUGUUUAGCAACAAGUUACUGUCUUUAAGCCAGGGCUAAGGCGCUCUCAGCUUCAAUAUGACAUCUGCCACCAGCUUGGUUAUUCACUAUUCCAGGCUAAUGAGCCCAUAACAAGGGUGAAACUGCUGUCUCUAAGUGUCAUAACUUGGCUGUCGGUAUAUUGCAUGGAAUAGUGCAUGUAGUUUUAGAUUCAAAAUACAUUUAUUUCCUUGAAAGCAAUUAAUUGUGCAUUAAGCUGUAAGUUUCCACACCUAAGGCAGAACUACAUGCAAUACACCAACGGCCCAGUUUUCCUGUCCAGAGACUACAGUUUUGUCCUUGUUAUGGACUCAUCAGUCUGGAAUAGGGAAUAACCAAGUUGAAGGCAGAUGUUGUUUCACUGGAGUUGAGAGCGCCAACAAACUGGUAGAUAAAGUAAAUCAUCCCGAAACCAUUGCCUUCAAUUUAGAGUUGAACUGCACCAUGUUUGCAAAUUCUCGCUGGUGAGAUAAAUUUACUUUAUCUAUCUGUUUGUUGGCACUCUCAGCUUUAAUGAGAUGACUUCUGCAUCCAGCUCAGUUACUGUCUACUAUUUCAAACUGAUGAGUCCAUAACAAGGGCGAAAGUGCAGUCUCUGGAUGGCGUAACUAAACUGUAAAACUAUUGCUCUUUACUGAAAUCAGGCCUAAAACUUGUGCACCAGAAAAAAAAAGAUUUUUUUUUGUGUGUGUUUUGUUUUUCUGUGUUUGCUGUAACCAGAGCUGCCAACUGCUACAAAAAAAUCAUAGUUGUUACGAACUGCAGCCUUGAACUACGACGCUACGAAAACAAGUCCAAAAGUUACAAUUUUCUUUCUUUUUUGUACCCUUAAAAAAAAUCAAUCAUUACAGAUACUGUAUGUAUUAUUAAUAAUUUAGGUAACAAUGCUUUAGUACUAACUAAUAUUCCAAAUUUUUGUUUAAAAAUAAACGAAAUGAAUUUAUCAUACUACUUCUUCAUUUGCCACUCUCUCUCUCUCUC
Uloborus diversus is the source of this 5669-nucleotide messenger RNA. Its product is annotated as cGMP-dependent protein kinase 1-like. NCBI's taxonomy places the organism in Eukaryota, Metazoa, Arthropoda, Arachnida, Araneae, Uloboridae. Bases 353 to 2401 code for a protein of 682 amino acids. The transcript is spliced from 18 exons. Gene Ontology annotation, biological process: protein phosphorylation. The record is from RefSeq and is a predicted model, not a curated record. Gene Ontology annotation, molecular function: cGMP-dependent protein kinase activity; ATP binding.